Elephantulus edwardii (Cape elephant shrew) is the source of this 1358-nucleotide messenger RNA. RefSeq names its product glycerol-3-phosphate dehydrogenase 1 (soluble) (gene GPD1). Gene Ontology annotation, cellular component: glycerol-3-phosphate dehydrogenase (FAD) complex; cytosol. Gene Ontology annotation, biological process: carbohydrate metabolic process; glycerol-3-phosphate catabolic process. NCBI's taxonomy places the organism in Eukaryota, Metazoa, Chordata, Mammalia, Macroscelidea, Macroscelididae. Gene Ontology annotation, molecular function: glycerol-3-phosphate dehydrogenase [NAD(P)+] activity; protein homodimerization activity; NAD binding. Bases 21 to 1070 code for a protein of 349 amino acids. The record is from RefSeq and is a predicted model, not a curated record. The transcript has 8 exons.
UGGGGAAGAGAAACGGCACCAUGGCUGGCAAGAAAGUCUGCAUUGUAGGCUCCGGCAACUGGGGCUCAGCCAUUGCCAAGAUCGUGGGUGGCAAUGCAGCUCAGCUGGCACGCUUUGACCCACGGGUGACGAUGUGGGUGUUUGAGGAAGACAUCGGGGGCAAGAAGCUGACAGAGAUUAUCAACACGCAACAUGAGAAUGUCAAAUACCUGCCAGGGCACAAGCUGCCCCCCAAUGUGGUUGCUGUCCCAGAUGUGGUUCAGGCUGCAAUGGAUGCUGACAUCCUGAUCUUUGUGGUGCCUCAUCAGUUCAUCGUCAAGAUCUGUGACCAGCUUAAGGGCCAUCUGAAGGCAAACACGAUUGGCAUAUCUCUUAUUAAGGGGGUAGACGAGGGCCCCAACGGGCUGAAGCUCAUCUCUGAAGUGAUUGGGGAGCGCCUUGGCAUCCCCAUGAGUGUGCUGAUGGGGGCCAACAUUGCCGGCGAGGUGGCUGAGGAGAAGUUCUGUGAAACGACCAUUGGCUGCAAGGACCCCGCCCAGGGACAACUCCUGAAGGAGCUGAUGCAGACACCCAAUUUCCGCAUCACUGUGGUUCAAGAAGUGGACACAGUGGAGAUCUGUGGAGCCUUAAAGAAUAUUGUGGCCGUAGGGGCUGGCUUUUGUGACGGACUGGGCUUCGGCGAUAACACCAAGGCGGCGGUGAUCCGGCUGGGGCUCAUGGAGAUGAUUGCCUUUGCCAAACUCUUCUGUAGCGGCCCUGUAACCUCUGCCACUUUCUUGGAGAGCUGUGGUGUUGCUGACCUCAUCACUACCUGCUAUGGAGGGCGGAACCGCAAGGUGGCGGAGGCCUUCGCUCGCACAGGAAAGUCCAUUGAGCAGCUAGAAAAAGAAAUGCUGAAUGGGCAGAAGCUGCAGGGGCCCCAGACAGCUCGGGAACUACACAGCAUUCUCCAGCACAAGGGCCUGGUGGACAAGUUCCCCCUGUUCAUGGCUGUGUACAAGGUAUGCUACGAGAACCAGCCAGUAGGUGAAUUCAUCUGCUGCCUACAGAAUCAUCCAGAACACAUGUGAGCGGGGCUGGAGCCCAGGCCAGGCUGCUUCUUUACCCCAAGGAAGAAGGCAGAAACUUGGGGCACCUGGCCACCAGGAUCUCUGGGACUCUGUGUAGCAGCCUCUUCUCAGCUUUUCACUGAAGGAUAAAAGGCUCUGGGGCUCAGCUACGCACCUCUAGAGAUCUGAAGCCUCUUGACACAUACCACAUCUCUGCCAGAAAUGGAGUACCCUGUUUCUCCCCAGAGGCAGAGUCUUUCUCCCUGUCCUCUGAGAAUGGCAGAAUCAAGCCCCAUUGCUGCCUGCUUG